Molecule: messenger RNA, 1203 nt
Organism: Candidula unifasciata
Lineage: Eukaryota; Metazoa; Mollusca; Gastropoda; Stylommatophora; Geomitridae
Source: the annotation of a GenBank genome assembly
AUGCCAGCGCUGCGCAUGCGCCGAGCUCCGGAAGUCAAGUCGAAGACAACAGGACAGAGGAAAGUUGCCGAGCUGAGAUUUGUGAUUUGUUUCAAGUUUGUUUCUCUAGAUUACACCAUGACCUCCCUCGGCAUCAUCGGAGGCGUAUUUUUAUUGCAAUUUGUUGCAGUGUUUACUGAUGACCCAAAAGUGAGGAUCAUUGCCACUGACCCUCCGCCGGACCCAGUCUCUGGCUUCAUCAUCCAGGAGAAGGACAAAGACGUACAGCUGACCUGUGUGGUGGAGAACAAGCCGCUGGAUGUCAAUGUCAUGUGGAUGUAUCAGACGAAGGCGGACUCCAUGCCCAUCCAGAUAUCCACAGCAACACGUUCCCUUGAUGCCUAUCGGUGGGCACUUGACAAACCAUCCCCAACCGCCUGGCGACUGCGAAUUCAGAAUGUGCAAGUGACAGACGAAGGGUUGUAUGUUUGUAAAGUUCAGGUUGUCAACCAGAACUAUGUGCCUGACCAGCGUGAGCUGCGAGUUGUUCAAAAACCCCAGAUCUCUGACCUUGACACCAGCAGUGACAUGUCUAAGAAUGCAGACGACCCGGCUCGCUUGGAGUGCUAUGCCACUGGCAGGCCCACGCCCCUCAUAAAAUGGACCAGAAUGGCUGGGGAACUUUUACCCAGUGGUGGAACAGAGUUCCAGGGGAAUGUUUUGGUCAUCACUCGGGUCCAAGCCGAUCAUGCCGGCAUCUACAAGUGUACGGCCGAGAACUCCGCUGGAGUAGAUACCAGAGAAAUCAGGCUCACCGUCAGUUUUCGACCAGAAGUUGUGGCUAACAACCCGUUUGCCAACCAAGCUGUUGGGUACACCAAGAAACUGGUCUGUAACAUUAAGGGCUACCCACCGCCGACACCCGAACAGAUUUCUUGGACUAAAGAAGGCCAGCCUAUCAUCAGCGACUAUAGGAGGGAGGUACGUAACAUCCCUGGCGCCUCCAACAAAAUUACCAGCAUUCUGUAUAUUAGAGAGGUCCUGCCUCAGGACUUUGGAGGCUAUAGGUGUUCGGCUGUCAAUGAAAAGGGCUCACUGUAUGCGACCAUCCAGUUCACAGAGUCCACAAUUCCAUCAGGGCCAAGAGCUAGUGCUGCUAUCUUGUCCUUCAACGUUGCCACUUGUAUCAUGCUGCUGUCUGUCUGUUUGCUGCAGAGGUUGUGA